UUAGAAGAGGAAAGGAAAUUUUUUCAUACUGAUCCCGUUCUUUUAUUACUGGGAUUUCUAAAGGGAGACAAAGUUUUUUAAAAGAAAAUCCAGGAGAAAGAAAAACAGGAAGAUCUCUUUUUCAUCGGUAUUCUUUCAGAAACACAAACAGCAAUUAUGAGAGACACGGUAUCGUCCGAUUCGCGUGAGAAGCCACGACACGAGCUUAGGUUCGUCACUGCCAUGUCGCUGCCGAUGGAUUCUUCUUACAGCGCAGUCUCCUCUAAUCGAGCUUCGAGAUACGAUAAUUCGAUUAUUGUAAGUUAAAGCGGGAAAAUCAGAAUUUCCAGAAUAAGCAUCAAUGAUAAAUAAAGGAUAGAAAUAAUUGUGUAAUUACUAAAUAAGUAAAAAAAGAUAGAAAAAAAAUAUUAUACUUGAUUAAUACGAUCAAAACAUUUAUUUUAUUUGUUUAGUUUAAUCAAUAAAGUUCGAAUAAACCGAAUCGAAGCUUGGAAUAUUAUUUUUGAAUGAAAUAUAAAAUACGUAUGAUACACGUGUAUGAGCUAUUUAAUUCAUUCAUAAUUCGAAUAGCAUACGCACGCUUUUAGUAUCAACAAUAGCCGCUAGAGUGCACACAUAUAGUAGCGGCACUAGCGUCACCUGAUACAACAUGGCGUCAGAAUGAAGAUACUACCGCGAAAUACUUCAUUCAUUGUUUGAGUGUAAUAUUAAUACGCGUACAGUGUAAAUAUAUUAAUACGUUUCGAUCAACAAACUAACCUUUUAAAUUAGUGUACAUAUCUAAAUCGAAGGAUGAAUACAUCAACAAAUUGGGACGUAGAACAAUAUAAAGCGGAGCAUGAGUCCGAUGAACAUUGGGAAUUAAGACGUAAAUUUCUUUUAGCACAUAAAGAUAAGUUUCCAGAGGAUGAGUUACUUUGUUUAGCUCAAGUGUUCACCAAUGUAGAAAUUUUAGGCUGCAGAUAUCCAAAAGAAACUAUGCAUUUGAUAUCAGAAUUAGCUCAAGAUGUUGUCUGCGAAUAUAGAGAAAGAAAGAAGAACAAAUUACAAAGAACAUUUGUAAAAGCAUCAGAUGCUGCUCGUACAAAGGCACAAGGAUUUAAUAAUCCAUUACCAGGUAGCACAGGGAAGACAGACACAUGUACAAACGAUCCGAGUUCAAUUAAAAGUGAAAACAAGAUAGAAAACGUACCUGCUAAAAAAAUUAAAUUAGAUGAAUCUCCAUUUGGAGAUAUAGUAUUAGUAGAAAGACCGGGAGAUUUACCACAAACGAUACUUGCUUGCGCAGUUAAUGUUUCUGGUGGCAAUAUAGAGUGGAAAAUUAAUAAAACUAACAUGAACAAGUGGCAAUGUAUUAUUUUAAUUAAUGCAAAACAACUUGCGGAAUCUUAUGGCACAAAUCAGAAACUAGCCAAGAAAGAAGCAUCGGUCAUAGGCUUGCGUGAAUUACAAAAAUAUUAUUAUACUAUCAAAAUUAAACAUAAUUUUAUUGAAGAAGCAAAUGUAACAACAACAUCGAUGCUGCAAAAUACAUCAUCUCAUGAUUCUAUUUCUGAUGAUAAUAUUGGAAAAAGAUUAAUGAAACUUAUGGGUUGGACAGGUGGAGGACUUGGAAAAUCUCAGCAAGGAAUUGUUGAGCCAGUUAUUGUUAAACAACAAGUUAGUCGAGAGGGUUUAGGAUUAAAAGUAAAAGCUUCGAAUCUACGCGAAUUAGAAUUAAAAUGUAGAGAUAUACUGAAAAAAUACCUAAUGGGUGAUAUGAAAACUGAUUUAGUAUUCUCCCCAGAAUUCUCAAACGAAGAAAGAACAGUAAUACAUAAACUUGCACGACAAAUGGGCCUAAAAUCACAUAGUUAUGGUCCAAAAGAUCAAAGAAAAUUAGUCAUAUCUCGUAAAGUUGAUAUAAGGGAUUUAGUAAUUGAAUUAAAAACUCUCGGUGGAAGUACUGAUAAAUAUGAGCUUAUAAAACCAAGCUCUGUUUAGGACCAAUUGCAAAUAUAUUUAAAAGAGAUUUUCCAGUCUUAUAGAGCAAUAUUAAAUGACAUUGAUAUACUUAUAGGUAUCUAAUAAGUAAGUGUAAAGACAAAAUAGUCUCCUCUAUAUGUCCUUGAGUUAGGUUAUUCAUCAUAUUGCAUUUUCAGGGGCAGUACCUAUUAAUAUUUUUAUAAAGACAAUUGUACAAAAGAUAACAUAUUUAUAUAUAUGCAUUAAUUGCAUAUUUCUUGGUAAUACGACCAUUAUUUUUAAUAUAUCAUUAAAAUUAUAUGAAAUUAAUUUAGAAAUCAAAUAAUAUGUAAAUAAGUCGUGUGUGUGUGU
Vespula pensylvanica (western yellowjacket) is the source of this 2316-nucleotide messenger RNA. RefSeq names its product NF-kappa-B-repressing factor. Lineage: Eukaryota; Metazoa; Arthropoda; Insecta; Hymenoptera; Vespidae. Gene Ontology annotation, molecular function: nucleic acid binding. The record is from RefSeq and is a predicted model, not a curated record. The coding region runs from base 793 to 1983 and encodes 396 amino acids. The transcript has 9 exons.